Messenger RNA from Meriones unguiculatus (Mongolian gerbil), 348 nucleotides. RefSeq names its product large ribosomal subunit protein eL30-like. The transcript has a single exon. Gene Ontology annotation, cellular component: cytosolic large ribosomal subunit. Gene Ontology annotation, molecular function: RNA binding; structural constituent of ribosome. Lineage: Eukaryota; Metazoa; Chordata; Mammalia; Rodentia; Muridae. The record is from RefSeq and is a predicted model, not a curated record.
AUGGUGGCCACAAAGAAGACAAAAAUGUCUCUAGAGCCGAUCAAUUCUGGACUCCAACUUGUUAUGAAAAAUGGGAAGUAUGUGCUGGGAUACAAACAGACUUAGAAGAUGAUCAGGUAAGGCAAAGCAAAAUUGGUUAUCAUCACCAACAACUGCCCAGCUUUGAGGAAAUCUGAAAUAGAAGUCUAUGCCAUGUUGGCUAAAACUGGUGUCCAUCACUACAGUGGCAAUAAUAAUGAAUUGGGCACAUUGUGUGGAAAAUACUACAGAGUAUGCACACUGGCUAUCAUUGACCCAGAUGAUUCUGAUGUUAUUAGGAGCAUGCCAGAAGAGACUGGUGAAAAGUAA